AUGGCAUCCAUUGCCCAGGCCCACGCCAAUGGCAAAGUUGUCGGCCUUGAGUCAAUCUCAGACGGCCAGCCGCAGCCACGGCGCGAAAUCGACGACCUCAUGAUGAAUGAGCCUGUCGUCUUCAAUCUUUUCCUGCUCGCCCUUGAAAGCAUUCAGAAGGAUCAAGCGGACAAUGAUGGCCAACAGGACAAGAUGUCUUUUUUUGAAAUUGCCGGCAUUCAUGGACUCCCGAACAGGCCGUGGAAUAAAUUAUCUGUCCAGAAAAACAUGUACACUGGUGAGAUUGGGUACUGCGUCCAUGGCUCUUCAUUGUUCCCAACAUGGCAUCGUCCCUAUCUGGCAAUGAUUGAGCAAAGCAUCUUUGACGCCAUGGGGAAGAUCGCAGAGAAGUUCAAGGAUCCCAAGUACAAGGACGCUGUCCGGAAAUUCCGCCUUCCUUACUGGGACUACUUCCACCCCCGCAAGAUAGAAGGUGCUGACCCCAGCAAGAAACCGGACUACGACUUCAGCUUGCCUCUAGUCUUGAAAAAGGAGGAGCUGAUGGUGUAUAGGCCGGAGGCCGAAAAUGACUUGGUGCCGAUGCGCAACCCGUUGCGGGCUUUCUGGUUUCCAAAGACCGGUGGUGUUUCCGAACAAGACUGGACGGCGAAGAUUCAGAAUCAGCCUGUGGUUCGGAAUGCAUCAUCCUACUCCCGGGACCGCACCGUGCGUUACGCGAGUCGUCAGAGCCGCGAUCAGGAUGACUACGCUGAGCUUGACAAGGCCUUGAAUCGCGCAAGGACGUUCCUUCUGCCAUACAUGAUCAGCUUGGUCCGCUCAGAUGUGUACAAGGACUAUCGCAAUUUCGCGACAGCGGCCGUCGGGGGCUCCUCGAAUGGAUCGCUGGAAGACUUCCAUGGAAACCUCCAUGUGACAAUUGGCGGACCAGGAGGGCAUAUGUCGGAAGUUGAGGUGGCAGCGUUUGAUCCGAUCUUCUGGCUACAUCACUGCAACAUCGACCGUAUCCUCGCCAUUUGGCAGGCGCUGCACGAAGGCUUCAUUGACAUGAGCAGCAAAAACCCGAGAGAAAGGGCCGACGGACCUCUUUACCCUUUCCUCCAUCCCACGAAUCAGGACAAUCAGCCCUACUGGGACAGCACCCAAUCCAAGUCCACCACGACAUUCGGCUAUACGUACCCCGAUAUCAUGGAGAAGCCCGGUGGAAAAUCCAUCCGCGAGCGUUUCGAUGAGAAGUACGGUUGGGGCUCUCCAGCAAACGUUGGACAGGAAAUACAUUUCCCUGAGGAGAUGAAGCCCAUCACAGUGCAAGGACCAAAUGGAGCACAAGUCUUCCACAGAGUGACUGCAAAGGUUGCUCACCCUACCCAAGAAGUGAAGAUGGCCGAGACGAGGAUGAUGGAACAGCAAGUUAUGAGCAGCCCUGGUGCCGGUCCUGGUCAGAGCGGCAACCCACACGGAUCGGCGCCAGUGUCAUCUUUCCCCAGUGGUGACGAACUCUUGAAAAAUGAGCCAGAGGGAACGCGCCUAGUGUUGCAGUGGUAUGUUGAUUGCGAAGUGGACAAGGACGCUAUCGAUGGUGUCUUCACCAUCUUCUACUUCGUGGGCCCUCUGAGCGAGCUCAACAAUGAUCCCGAGUGUUGUUGGCAGACGGAACCCAACCUCGCAGGCCUCAAUCAUAUCUUUUCCGCGCGGAAAGAGAACUGCUAUAACUGCGAGAGCCAAGCCGAAGAGGGUCUCAAGGUGACCGGCACCAGCCCCAUAAACGCAUCCUUGCAAGAGAACAUCGAAGCAGGGAAACUGCAGAGUCUCAAGCCGGAGGACGUAGAGCCUUUCCUGAAGAAAAAUUUGAUUUGGAGGGUUGUAAAGGCCGAUCGAACCACCGAAGACCCAGCGCAGGUACCGAGCUUGAAGGUCAGCGUUAGCGCAACAUACUCCGUCCUUCACCCAGGAAACAUCCUACCCGAGUUCAGGGAAGGUCAUUACUUUCCAGAAAUCACUGCAAACCACCACUCGGGUAACCCGCCUGAUCAGUAG
Messenger RNA from Lasiodiplodia theobromae, 2034 nucleotides. RefSeq names its product Tyrosinase. Bases 1 to 2034 code for a protein of 677 amino acids. Gene Ontology annotation, molecular function: oxidoreductase activity. The record is from RefSeq and is a predicted model, not a curated record. NCBI's taxonomy places the organism in Eukaryota, Fungi, Ascomycota, Dothideomycetes, Botryosphaeriales, Botryosphaeriaceae. The transcript has 6 exons.